AUGGGAACUGUGGGCAAUGGCUAUGGCAAUGGCAAUGGCAAUGGCAAUGCAGCCAUAAAAUGCGACAUUGUGGUUCUCCCAAGUCCAGGCAUAGGCCACGUCACACCUCUCUUAGAACUCUCAAAGUUGCUCGUCACACACCAUAACUUCCACGUCACCUUCCUUAACAUCACCACCGAAGCUUCCACUGUCCAAAACCGCAUCCUCCACUCACCAGACCUCCCUCCAAACAUCCACGUCAUCGAUCUUCCACCCGUUGACCUCUCCUUAGUAGUCAACGACCAAACCCCAGUCUUAACCCGCGUUUGUCUCAAUCUCCAAGAAAACAUACGCAACAUAAACGCACUUCUCAAGCAACUCCCAAACACACCCCAAGCCCUCAUAAUCGACUUGUUCGGUACCCAAGCUUUGGAUCAAAUUCCAAACAUUCCCAUCUUCACUUUUUUCACUCCCUCCGCACAUUUGCUCGCUUUAUCCCUUUUUCUCCCUCAACUCGACCGUGACGUGGAGGGAGAAUUCGUGGACCUUCCAGAACCGGUUCAGGUACCCGGUUGCAAACCGAUCCGAACCGAGGACUUGUUAGACCAAAUCACGAGCCGUAAGAACGAUGAAUAUAAAUGGUAUUUUUAUCACGUGAGUCGCGUGCCUAUGUCAGCAGGGAUCUUAAUGAACACGUGGCAAGAUCUUGAACCCGUCACGUUUAAAGCACUGAGGGAGGAUUCGUUUUACCGCAACAUACCAAUUCCACCGGUUUACCCCAUUGGACCGGUAAUCAAAGAGUACGAACCGGUAACCGAAACCGUAACUGAGUGUCUCGGUUGGCUCGAUAACCAACCCGCAGGUUCGGUUCUGUUUGUUUCGUUCGGGAGUGGUGGUGUUUUAAGUAUGGAGCAACAAACCGAGUUGGCUUGGGGGUUAGAACUCAGUGGCCAGAGAUUCGUGUGGGUGGUUCGUGUGCCGAACGACGCUAAUGCUUCGGCAGCGUUUUUUAACAAUGGUGGCGAUGUUGCUGAUACGACGUCGUAUUUGCCUGAAGGGUUUGUUGAAAGGACACGAGAGAGAGGCAUGGUAGUUAUGUCGUGGACCUCGCAAGUGGCGAUUCUACGCCACGCGUCAACGGGCGCGUUUUUGUCACACUGUGGGUGGAACUCAACGUUGGAGAGCGUGGCGAAUGGGGUGCCAAUGAUCGCGUGGCCGUUGUACGCGGAACAGAAGAUGAAUGCUACAAUGGUGGAUGAAGAUUUGGGCGUGGCGGUGAAAGUGAAGUGUGGAGGUGGUGUGGUUGGGAGAAAGGAGAUAGAGAGGGUUGUGAGAAUGGUGAUUGAAGGUGAAGAAGGGAAGAGAAUGAAGCAACGAGCGAGAGAGUUGAAAAAAAGUGCAAAAAAAGCUUUAGAGGUUGGAGGAGCCUCGUAUGAGGCGCGAGCUGCAGUGGCCAAGGCGUGCAUGUUUACGAGAAACACCGUUUGCACUGAAAAGUUGCUGAAAAGGUGA
This is a messenger RNA of Abrus precatorius (Indian licorice), 1491 nucleotides long. Its product is annotated as anthocyanidin 3-O-glucosyltransferase 5-like. The coding region runs from base 1 to 1491 and encodes 496 amino acids. Gene Ontology annotation, molecular function: UDP-glycosyltransferase activity. The transcript has a single exon. Lineage: Eukaryota; Viridiplantae; Streptophyta; Magnoliopsida; Fabales; Fabaceae. The record is from RefSeq and is a predicted model, not a curated record.